This is a messenger RNA of Prunus armeniaca (apricot), 474 nucleotides long. NCBI's taxonomy places the organism in Eukaryota, Viridiplantae, Streptophyta, Magnoliopsida, Rosales, Rosaceae. The record is from the annotation of a GenBank genome assembly.
AUGCAAUGCAAUAUGGGUUCUAUGGAGGAAUAUGAGGUUGACACAAAGGUUGAUGAGAUUAAUCUCUGCUUCGGUCGAAGCAUCCCAUCUGCUGAUAGUGCACAACAAAACGAGGAAGCUGAUUCCUUUAAAACCGAGAAGAAAAAGCAAAAGGACCCUAAGCCCGAUACUAGUAAAACAAAGGAGUCAUCUCAAUCACAUGCAACAAAGGACCCUAAGCUCGAUACUGCUCCUUUAAAUAUCUAUGACGCUUUACAAAUGUUGAGAAAGCUUAGGGAAGCACUUUUCGGCCGUGAAUCUUAUCCUAUUAAAGACGCUCCAUGCUAUAGGGAUGAGUGCCCGAAGGUUGUCUCCCUCUAUGCUGACUAUUCAAGGGUUCAACCAACUUGGGCAAAAAGUCAUGGGCUCUAUUGCCUUGCAAAUGGAAAUAGGGGACCUAUAUUCAGACGCCCUAUUCCAUGUGAUCAAUGCUGA